Molecule: messenger RNA, 1830 nt
Organism: Hirsutella rhossiliensis
Lineage: Eukaryota; Fungi; Ascomycota; Sordariomycetes; Hypocreales; Ophiocordycipitaceae
Product: mif2/CENP-C like domain-containing protein
Exons: 5
Coding region: 1-1830 (609 amino acids)
Biological process (GO): kinetochore assembly; spindle attachment to meiosis I kinetochore; attachment of mitotic spindle microtubules to kinetochore
Cellular component (GO): kinetochore
Molecular function (GO): centromeric DNA binding
Source: RefSeq, a predicted model, not a curated record
AUGGCUCCGCGGGCGAGGCGCGGCGAGGCCUCUGAGCCGCAGGCCUUUCAUGAGCUGGGAGUCCGUGGCCGGAAAACCGGCGUCUUCCUGCCCGAUGGCGGAGAGCGCGACGAGCACGGCAUGCAGCCCCUCGAGGCCAUCUUCUCGUCGCCGCAAAAAGCCGCCGCCUCAGCCAACGGCGGCGCCGACGACUCUGGCAGCGAGGACAUGGAUAUAGCCUCCAGUGCCGGGCCCGGGCCUCGAACCCUGCUUAAGAACCAGCGCGACAUCAAGUAUCCCAUCCCCAGAAGCCGAUCCCCGCUCAAGACGAACCUCAACUCCGCUGCGCGUAAGAACCCGCACAUUGAGCGCCUCUCCUCUCCCGCGCGGGGCUCCGUCGGCGCCGAGGAUCGCGAUGCCACGGUGACGCGGAGGCUCGACUUUAACGCUAGGGCCGCAAAGUCGAAACUCGGGGGCGCCAAUGGCAAGCUCAAUGGCGUCAACGGCUCGACAAGGGACAUUGCGGAAGAGGACUCGAUCCUGAGUGGCCACGCUGAUCUGGACGUCGGGGACAUGGUGGAGGAAUCCCUGCAGAUGAUUGACGCUAUGAGCGGCGGCAGCGACGACCAUGAUGACGAGCCUGAGCCUCCCCAACCGUCCAUAUCUGAGGAUCUAGCAGAAGAGGAGCAAGAAGAGGACGAGCCACCUGUUCGGCGGGGCAGAGGGCGUCCACAACGCGAGGAUCGCCAGAAGCAGGGAACCCAAAAGAGCCAGCCGGCCAAGAAACGACGUUCACUUAGGAACUCGACUGGUGGUGACGGCGUAGAUGGCGCAGAGCAAGAACAAGGAGCCGAGGCCGACGACGACGACGAGCCCAGGCAACCGAAACGGCAGCGCACACAGGGCCCCGUGGCCCCGAAAGCGUCGGCGGCGGCAAAGACGAGCAACUCGGCCAAGGCGCCAGUCACGGCAAAGACGACGGCAGAAGCUCAAGCAAAGGCAGACAACAACAAGCCCAAGCCGAGAGGCAGACUUGGCCGAAAAGCAAAGGAAAGGGGUGCCGAGGAAGAGACGGGCGAGGCGUCCUUCAUGGCCCUGCAGCGUGGCCCGCCCAUGCCCAAGUCGCGCGGCCUCGUCUCGGUUCGUCGCGAUGCCGACGGCGUGACGCAGACGCGGUCGGGCCGGCACUCGUACCGACCAGUUGCCUACUGGCGCGGCGAGCAGGUCAUCCGGGAAGACGAGGAGCAGAGCGACAUGUUCCACGGGGGCGACUUUGUGCUGCCCUCGAUCAAGGAGGUGACGCGCGCCAAGGCCACGGCCGGCAGCGGCAGCAAGCAGGCCGUGGACGACGACGAGGAGCUGGAGGAGUGGGAGAUGAACCCAGGCACGGUGACGGGCGAGAUUGUGCUGUGGGAGCCCGAGCACGAGGAGCACCCGCCGGCCGACGACGAGCCGGUGCAGGUCAUGGACGACCGCGUCGCCAUCUCGGCCGACGCGAUCCAGACGUCGGACAUCAAGGACGCCACCUUUCGCUUCGCAAAGACGCUGACCAUGCCCUUUAUGGGCGCCGGCGUCGUCGACCUGCCGCCCGGGUCCGAGAAGCGGCCCAAGAACUCGCGCAAGAUGCACAUGGUCUUUUUCGUGCACUACGGCAAGGUGCUCGUCACCAUCAACGAGGCCCAGUUUCGCAUAUCGGCCGGCGGCAUGUGGUUUGUCCCCCGAGGAAACUACUACAGCAUCACCAACGACUACGACAAUCCCGCCCGCAUCUUCUUCUCGCAGGCGUGCGAGAUCCAGGCACCUCAGCCCAAUGAGUCGCCAGAGCAGUCGACGAUGGCGCUCGGGUACUAA